UUUAAUCUAGCUAGGUUGGCAUUAGUGGAAGUGUGUGACUACACUGGUGAUUACGGAAAUAACUGCUAAACCAGAAUCAAAUAAAUAAAGGAUUAAUAUCGAGUCGCCACCUGUUUAAGCCUGUAACACUGUCCACAAUGUCCAGGCAAUCCAACCGAACAACAGACAGCAAGAAGAUGAACUCUGAGCUGUUCACUCUGACUUAUGGGGCCCUGGUCACCCAGCUCUGUAAAGACUAUGAGAAUGACGAGGAAGUCAAUAAACAACUGGACAAGAUGGGUUAUAACAUCGGCGUGCGUCUGAUCGAGGACUUCUUGGCACGCUCCAGCAUCGGCAGGUGUCAGGAUUUCCGAGAAACAGCCGAUGUCAUUGCUAAGGUUGCAUUUAAGAUGUACCUGGGAGUCACCCCCAGUGUGACCAACUGGAGCCCGGCAGGAGAUGAAUUCUCCCUCAUCCUUGAGAACAACCCGCUGGUAGACUUUGUUGAGCUGCCGGAUAACCACAGCACACUGGUCUACUCCAACCUGCUGUGUGGGGUCCUCAGAGGAGCCCUGGAGAUGGUCCAGAUGGCCGUGGAUGUGAGAUUUGCUCAGGACACUCUGAGAGGGGACAAUGUGACAGAAAUCCGCAUGAAGUUUAUCAAGAGGAUCGAAGAGAAUCUCCCAGCAGGAGACGAGUGAUGGAAAUGAAAAGUUCCUUCCCUCAACUACUUGUGUCUCAUUUAGCAAGGACUUGAGUCAUCUGAGGAACACCUUCACACACAGAAUCAACGGGUGAAUGAACAAACUCAAAACUUGAAGAUGUGUGGUAAACACACUCUUCAAUUUCUAGUAUCUUCAUCUCCCGCUCCUUCGUUCUGUGUUGUUGGGAGAAGAAUGCUAGGAAUUAGAAGAGACUAUUGAGAUUCCCAGGGAAAAGAAACACUGUACACUAUGGAAACAUAACACAAGAUAAUAAUAAAAUGGCCCCGCAAUCUUGAAUAUUUUAUGAGUAAAAAAAUAAAUAAAUCCAUGGCACUGAUCUGUGAGUUUGAGGGAAAUGUUUUUGUAGGUCUGUGCCUAAAUGACAGCAGUUGCUGUCAAGGACAAGAGAAUCCCUCGGACCAUUUAUCUGUCACCAUCCCUCAUGUAAAGUCACUUUUACUUCAUAGUUAAAAUAUCUGUUUCUUUUCA
Messenger RNA from Perca fluviatilis (European perch), 1172 nucleotides. RefSeq names its product trafficking protein particle complex subunit 3 (gene trappc3). NCBI's taxonomy places the organism in Eukaryota, Metazoa, Chordata, Actinopteri, Perciformes, Percidae. Gene Ontology annotation, cellular component: cis-Golgi network membrane; TRAPP complex; cytosol. The record is from RefSeq and is a predicted model, not a curated record. The transcript has 5 exons. Bases 138 to 680 code for a protein of 180 amino acids. Gene Ontology annotation, biological process: intra-Golgi vesicle-mediated transport; endoplasmic reticulum to Golgi vesicle-mediated transport.